Messenger RNA from Biomphalaria glabrata, 1455 nucleotides. RefSeq lists its product as uncharacterized. Lineage: Eukaryota; Metazoa; Mollusca; Gastropoda; Planorbidae. The record is from RefSeq and is a predicted model, not a curated record. The transcript is spliced from 15 exons. Bases 1 to 1455 code for a protein of 484 amino acids.
AUGGAAGGAGAUGAUGAAGAAAAAACUAGAAGCAUUAUUGAUGCAAAGCGUAAAUUGAAUUCAGACAAGUCUGUUGCAAAGCAUACAUUAAAAUCAGAAAAGCAUGAUGCAAAGCAUACAUUGAAAUCAGACAAGUAUCUUAUAUUUCAUAAAAAAGAUAAUAACAACACACAGUUGAACAAGAAAAACAAGGAUAAUGAGUCAACAUUCCAUUGCUGUUCCAGAAGAAAUAAAGUGAAACCAAAGUCUGAAAAGAAAGAGAAGAACGAGAAUGAAUUUUUGCAAGUUUGUGAUAGCACAUCUAAUCAAAAGGCUGAUGAUAAGGAUACUGAAAAACCAAUCAAGUUGAUUGUAAAACUUGUUGGGUCGGUUCUAGAAGAGUCUGAUGAAGGCUACAGUAUUGAAUCUGAACACAACCUUAGGAAUUUUCUUUUCAUGCUUAUUAAUUUAUUAAAAAAGGAAGAAUGUUGUCUUGUUUUGCCUAAAGGAAAUAACAACACUUUGUAUGAAUUAGUUGAAACAAUUAUACAUACUAAAAGCAAAGAAUAUGAAAAUAUUAAGUUUUCAUCAGAGGACGACAUUGUGAAAUUAAUAAGUGACUUCAGAACUAUUGAAUGUCUCCUUGUUCACAACGGAACUCGUAUGGAUGGUAAAGAACUGGAAGAGUAUACCGAUAAGAAUAACAACAUAAUAAUUUUGAAGGAAUCUGAAAAUUCAACCAGCUUUGAAGAAGCCUUAAAUGAUAAUGACGUAUUGAAAGGGAAAGGCAAGACUGGGAAGAGUUACGUCACAAUCGACAUAAAAAAAACAUCGACCGAAACUUCCAUUGCACAGAACAUAUUAGAUUCCUAUUUGUGUAAAGGUAUUUUAGCAUCUACGGAUUUUCUUAUACUGUGCAUUCGGCUGAAUCAGUUAGAUCUUGCAGUUCAACAUGGUGGACUGUGGAAGCUCGACUCACCGAAGUCUCAGGCUAAGGAUGACAAGAAGAACACCAGAAAACAGAUUGUAUUGCUUUCAAAAAAUCUUGAGCGCUAUGAGUUUAUCAAAUAUCUUAUACAACAAGGAAUCAAACUAAAAGAAUAUUUAAAAAUAGAGGAUAUCCUUGACGAUGCAAAGAAAGACAUAACCCAUCUAAAAGAUAAAUAUUUAUUUCAAACAAAAGAACUUGAUACAGAAGAACAGGAAAAACAAAAAAGCGAUAAUAAUGUAGAUGAAACUGAUCAAAGCUCAAACACAAGAGAUGAUUCUGAAGAAUGUAAGCUUUUUAUCUGUGCAGUUCUAACUGAAAAUUUUAAGUUGGCUUUAACAUUAUGGAGAACAUUAUCGAGACCAACUAUAGCAGCACUGUAUGCCAUAGAAAUAAUUAAUGAUCUCAAGUUAUUAUAUAAAAAUGAUCUCACUAACCACGUUUCUAAACUGGAUAAAGAAAUAAGAUUUAUACAUUUUUUUAAUUAA